Molecule: messenger RNA, 4206 nt
Organism: Neopelma chrysocephalum (saffron-crested tyrant-manakin)
Lineage: Eukaryota; Metazoa; Chordata; Aves; Passeriformes; Pipridae
Gene: AMOT
Product: angiomotin
Exons: 13
Coding region: 866-3601 (911 amino acids)
Biological process (GO): hippo signaling; establishment of cell polarity involved in ameboidal cell migration; actin cytoskeleton organization
Cellular component (GO): bicellular tight junction; lamellipodium; plasma membrane
Molecular function (GO): signaling receptor activity
Source: RefSeq, a predicted model, not a curated record
GGAGCCCGCGAUGCCUCGGACCGCCCUGCCCUGCCGGGGCCGCGGGAGCCCCGCGCCGCGCUGCCACUGACAGCCCAGCGGCGCCGCUUCCACCGGGACGCCGACUUUUUCCUUCUUUUUGUUUAUUCUGCCGAUCUCGAGGUACCGCUAUCCUCCUCCCAGGCACCGCGGGCAGGUCCUGGCGGACCGUAUUGGAUUUUUACCCUUCCGUCUCGAUCUCCUGUCUGAAAAGAUAUUUAUUUUUAAUAAAAGAAAAAGUCCAGCCGCAAAUCCAGUUCGUAUCACGUUCCCCUUUCUGUGGAGUCCGGUGUAUUUCUACAGAUAAAAAAGUUUACUUCCCCUCCUCCAGUUUUAUUGACACUGAGGAUGAAGAAGGAUUUGCAAAUGAAAGCGCCUUGAAAUACAGCAUCUUUUGGAGAGAGCUCUGCAGUUCUCCAGCCUGUUGAGUCUCGAAUUCCACCCUUUGCCCCUGCUGAAUCCACUGUUCUGCCCUUUACUCUCUGGGGUAAAAAAACCAAACAACAACAACAAAAACCCGAGGGGAAAAAGAAUACCUUUGGCAGCAGGGAAGCUUUGUGUGACUGACCCAACGAGCUACAAGUGUCCAGUUUCUGAAAAGAAGAAAACCCUUUUGUCUUCAGCAGAUCAGUAGAAUUAUUUUGGAAGGGAGGAGAGUAUCAAGUGAUCUGGCCUACUGAAGAGGAGCCUGAAGCCAUCCCUGAGUGGAAAUUUUGGACUUGGAGGAGGAAGGCUGAGUGUGUCCCCCCAUGUGGCAGAACUGCUUCUCCUCACCAGGGAACUCCAGGUGAAGGACAUAGGUCAAGGGCAACUUUUACAUUCCACCCAAAAGGCACCAGAGUUUGAGAUGAGGAAUUCAGAAGAGCAAGCAGCUACGACAGUUUUACAGCGCCUGCUGCAGGAGCAACUCCGAUACGGAAACCCAAAUGACAACCGUAACCUUCUUGCCUUACACCAGCAGGCCACAGGGAAUGCCCCCCCUUUCAGCAGCACCGGGAGUCCAGCAUCUCAGAACGAAGGGCUGAGCUCCCAGGACCACCAGCUUGUGACUCAUGCUGCCCGUCAGGAGCCCCAGGGCCAGGAGAUACAGGUGGACAACAGCAUCAUGGAGAAGCAGCUCUCCCCACGGCUCCAGAACAGCGAGGAUCUCCCCACCUACGAGGAAGCCAAAGUCCAGUCCCAGUAUUUCCGGGGUCAGCCGCACGCCAGCGUCGGGGCAGCCUUCUAUGUAACGGGGGUCACCAACCAAAAGAUGAGGACUGAGGGGCGGCCCACGGUCCAGCGGGUGAGCCCAGGGAAGGUCCACCAGGAUGAAGGACUGAAGGACCUCAAGCAGGGGCACGUGCGCUCGCUGAGCGAGAGGUUGAUGCAGCUGUCCUUGGCCACCAGCGGGGUCAAGGCCCACGCGCCCGUCACGAGCGCGCCGCUCUCCCCCCUCUCUCCGCUUUCUCCUCAGCAGUCCAGCGACCCGUAUAAAAAUUCUGGCUCCAAUGAGUUCUACAAGAACUCAGUGCAGCCCCCUUCCCAGCCCAGCAUGAAAGGAAUGGAGCAGCGGGGUCCUCCUCCCGAGUAUCCGUACAAAAAUGUGUCCACCCCGUCUAUGAACUGCAAACCUCAGGACUCGGGACAUUUCUAUAGUGACCAUCGCAUGAGCCAGCAGGGAAGAUCUGAUGGGCCUAUGAUGAGGUAUCAGCACCCCCCUGAGUAUGGGUCAGUCAGGCAGAACCCAGAUGUGCCACUGCAGUUACAACAGAGACCACCUCAUCACCACAGCCCGACGUCUUCCUUGACAUCCCUGGGAUCUUUGACUUUGCUUCAGUCUCCACCACCAUCUAGGCUGUCCCCUUCCCAACAUCAGCAACCUCUGACUCCAAGCCAGGCAGAUCCUGGCAUUCUGCCACGGACCCAGCAGCCUUUCUUGUCCAACCAAGUCCAUCAGGGAGAUUUGUACCGGCUAUGCCAGCCCUUCCUUGGCCCGCAGCAGCAGCAGCAAGGCGACUCCUAUUCGGUGAUGCCCCGGGCUCAGCAGAUCCCUUCCCCAUACCAGCAGAUGCAAGUAGAUCCUUUUGCCAUCGUUUCCAGGGCCCAGCAAAUGGUGGAAAUCCUGUCAGAAGAGAACCGGUCUCUGAGACAGGAGCUGGACGGGUGCUAUGAGAAGGUAGCCCGGCUGCAGAAGCUGGAAACAGAAAUUCAGCAAGUUUCAGAGGCGUACAAAAACCUGGAGAAAUCAUCCUCUAAGCGGGAUGCCCUGGAAAAGGCCAUGAGGAACAAACUGGAAGGAGAAAUUCGAAGGCUUCAUGAUUUCAACAGGGAUCUAAGAGAACGUAUGGAGACAGCCAACAAGCAGCUUGCGGAGAAGGAGUUUGAGGGGUCUGAAGACAAUCGGAAAACCAUCUCUCAGCUCUUUGCACAAAACAAGGAAACCCAGCGGGAAAAAGAGAAACUGGAAAUAGAACUGGCUGCUGCACGUUCCACCAACGAGGACCAACGACGGCACAUCGAGAUCCGAGACCAGGCCUUGAACAACGCUCAGGCCAAGGUGGUGAAACUGGAGGAGGAGCUCAAAAAGAAGCAGGUCUAUGUAGAGAAGGUGGAGAAGAUGCAGCAGGCCUUGGUUCAGCUGCAGGCAGCGUGUGAGAAGCGGGAGCAGCUGGAACACAGGCUGAGGACACGGUUGGAGAGAGAACUGGAAUCUCUGCGGAUGCAGCAGCGUCAGGGCACAUCUCAGGCUGCCAACGUCUCCGAGUACAACGCCACGGCGCUCAUGGAGCUCCUGCGGGAGAAGGAAGAAAGGAUUCUUGCUCUGGAAGCUGACAUGACCAAGUGGGAACAGAAAUACCUGGAGGAAAGUGUGAUGAGACAGUUUGCUUUGGAUGCAGCUGCAACUGUGGCUGCUCAGAGGGAUACGACAGUGAUCAGCCACUCGCCCAACCCCAGCUAUGACACCUCACUGGAAGCUCGCAUCCAGAAGGAGGAGGAGGAGAUCCUGCUUGCCAACAGGAGAUGUCUUGACAUGGAGGGAAGGAUUAAGACUCUCCAUGCUCAGAUCAUUGAGAAGGAUGCCAUGAUCAAAGUCCUGCAGCAGCGCUCCCGGAAGGAGCCUGGCAAGACAGACCAGCUCAGCUCCAUGAGACCUGCCAAGUCCCUCAUGUCCAUCUCCAACGCUGGCUCGGGCUUGCUGUCCCACUCCUCAACGCUGAGCAGCACUCCCAUCCUGGAGGAGAAGAGGGAGGACAAGAGCUGGAAAGGCAGCCUGGGUGUUCUGCUGGGAACAGAAUAUCGCUCCGAAUCCAUUCCCUCCACCCCCUCUCCCGUCCUUCCUUCCACACCACUGCUGUCAGCCCACUCAAAAACAGGCAGCAGAGACUGCAGCACCCAGACAGACCGGGGAAGUGAACAGAGCAAAGCUGCACCUUCCCCUGCAGCUCCUACCCCAGGACGACUCCCCAGCACCAGCUUGACCUACAGUGCAGAGAAAACAGAUGGGCCACUCUUCCACUCCAGCACUCUUGAAAGAAAAGCCCCUGUUCAGACCAUGGGGCAGGACCUUCCAGAUGGAGAGAUGGUAGAAUACCUCAUCUGAAAGCCUGUACCAAGAUCUGAGCUGGAUAACAGUAGCAAGAAAUUUUAAAAGACAUUUUUAUUGGGAAAAAAAUGUAGUACCUGCGUAAUAAAAGAACGGUCAUCUGUUUGCUCUUGUAUAUUAUGUCUCAAAAGUAUGGACAGGUUAAUUUAUAAUUUGUUCUAAAUUAUAAAAAACCCAUAACACUUUUUCUUUGAAAGUUUCCCCCUUUAUUUUUUAAAUACCGUAUCUGAUAAUAUCUGGAGGAAAAAACCCCUAGAACUUAGGUGUGCUACAUCUGAAAUUUCAUUUCAGUAUUUUUAAAGUCUCUUAAACAAAAGUACCUGCUCUCACAGGUGUUGGUUACAUGUCCAGCUUAAAUGCAGUAAGGUGAGCUUAAUGGCCUUAUAGUGAUUAGAACCAGGGACUUUGUUGUGAGCAUCACUUAAUGGUUUUAGAAAACAGGUGUUCUGAGAAGCUUUUAUAAAUCUGGGCUGGGAUCAAGGGAGAUUCCCUUUCACUUCCUGUUUCCUCUCAGUGUAAGAACUCAGAAUAGGUAUUUCAUAUUCAUAGGCUGAAAAGAUUUCCAUUUUCAGUGUGGUAACUUUUUUUUUUUACUUCCCAAA